AUGAAAAAGAACCAGACGGUGCAGGGCACCUUCAGCAAACUCUUCGGCAAGAAGCACGCCAACCCUCCCAGCACCUCCCUCUACGCCACCAACCCCCCCUGGAUUUUCACCCAGGAGACCCCGGAGGAGGGGAGCCGGGACUUCGGUGGCAUCUAUUAUGGAGACAAUCGGUUUGACUCUGUGAGUGAGUCAGGAACAGCCACGCUGAAAGCUCGGCCAAGAGUCCGGCCCCUACUGACCUUCCUUCCGCUGAAUGCCCAGGAGAACCAUGGACUGGCUGUGCCCACCCCCUCUGUGCCAGGAGACUUUGCGAACAAAGAAGUGACAGGUACCAGCUCACUAGUCAACGGCAGCCUCCGACUGUACAGCUCUGUGGGUGACCUGAGGCCUGGGCACUAUGGGCAGGACCCACUCAUCCCCCCACCGCCCCCAGGCCCGGCCCCAGGGCCACCCCUGGACACUUCACAACCUCGAGAGGAGUCCCCACCGCCUCCACCUUCCAUGGCGCCCCCACCGCCUCCCCUGCUGCUGGAACCCCCACCCCCACCCAGCACGGCCCCACCUCCACCCCCAGUACUGGGGGCCCCAGCCCCUGUCUCCACCCUUUCCUCCCCAUCGACGCCCACCCCUCCUGACUUCAUUCCUCCUGCCCCACGCUUGGCCUCUCUAGCCCCACCCCCACCCCCUCUGCCAGCCCCAGCACCCCCAGCAUUUCCUCAUACAACAGGGACUCGCCUCUGUCCCCCUGGGGGUGUCACCAAGUGGAAAUCGGAGGUAGCACUGAAUGGCAGGCAGCCAGAGGCCCCCAGAACCAGCCCCCCCCAGAGCCCAGCUGAGCCAAAGGGGAGUCUUCUGGGCCCUAAGCCAGACCCCCACCUCACUUUCCCACGCUCAUUCAAGGUGCCUCCCCCAACCCCAGUCAGGACUUCAUCCAUCCCAGCUCAGGAAGCACAGGGGACUCCUCUAGAGGAAGAAGGGGCCACCAAGAAAGCCCCCAAUCGACUCCCACUGCCUCCCAGCUUCCACAUCCGCCCGGCGUCCCAGGUCUACCCGGACAGGGCCCCUGAGCCAGACCACCCAGGGGAGCUCAGGGCUGCAGCACCAGCCAGCCCCACACUGGGCCAGUCCCAGGCCUGGACUAAGGAGCAUGCUGAGAGGAGCACGCCACCGCCAGCCACUCCCCUGGCCCCUCCCGCACCCCCACAACCCCCCCCAGCACCGCCCCUCCCCCCAGCUGCCCCUCCUUUACCUUCUGCUGAGAAAGUAGCUCCUCCACCUUCGGGGUUUGCAAAAGGCCGCAAAUCCAGCUCCCCUGCCCCCAAACCCAAACCGACCCCCCCUAGCCCAGAGGACCCAGCCUCUUCAGAACCUAUGGACUGGAGGGAUCCCAGCCAGAUGGAAAAGCUGCGGAGUGAGCUGGCAGCCUAUCUCUGUGGCUCCAGGAGGGACGACAGAGUCCUCAGUCACAGGGCAGGCUCAGCGGUGGCCUCUGAGGAAAAGGAGGGCAAGAAGGGCCCCAGCCUGCCAGAGAAAGAGGCUCCCCCAAGCUUGCCAGAGCAGGAGACCCUUCCAAGCGUUCCUGAGAAGAGUCCCUGCAGCCUGCCCGACAAGGGGACUGCCACCAGCCUGACCCUCCCUCCUGUGGACUACAUCCCCCAAGACGCCCCAACUCCCAGUGUCCGGCAGAUCCGCAGUGAGCUGGAGGCCCGGUUCUCCUCAUCAGCAGAGAAGGAAGCCAAGCCCAGCGUAGGGUCUCUGCCUCUCAAACCUCGGCUAGAAGGGGGAAGAAUCUUUGAAAACAGGGGGGAUAAUGGCAACUUCUCUAAGCCUGUGGCCAAGAAUCUGCCCCCUCUAUCCACCACCCCUCUGCCAACCACACCACUUCAGUCCAAGGCCGUGCCUGGGCCAGCCACACCACCCAAGGCCACUCCUGGGCCAGCCCUACCACCCAAGGCCACUCCUGGGCCAGCCCUACCACCCAAGCCUGCGCCUGCUACUGGGCCAGCCACACCACCUAAUGCUGUGCCCGGGCCCGCCAUACCAUCUGCAGCCAUAACUGCGCCCACCACAUCAUCCCAGCUGAUAGAGAAGAACCCAGUCCCAGCUGGGCAGUGGGAGAAGCCCAAACCUCAAGAACUUACAGUGCCCCGCCAGGUAGAGGCAGAAGGGCGCCCCACAGAGCCCAGUAAGCCGCCUACCCCGGGAGCCGUCUCAGCUCCAGCCCUCCCACCAAAGAGAUCUCCUGGCGGAGAAGAGGUGACAUUUCUCUACAAGCUCUGUCGCAGCCAGAAAAGCCCCAGCCAAGAGGUUGCUGCUGGGACGGCACCGCGGGCCACAGGUUCAGCCGUAGGGUCAGGGGAACCUGCGGAGGUGAAGGAGCCCCAGGGGCAGCUGGCCAAGCCCCCCACCUCAGCCCAGCCUGCCGAUGAACUCCUCAGGCAUCCGGUGACUGGGGAGGUGGUGCAGCCAGGCUCCCCGAUGGCCCUGCUCCUUGCAGCCAGGCAGAGGGCCCAGAAGGGGAGGCCAGGAGGGCUGGCCCUGGGCCGGUCCUCCCUGCCAGGGGCCCUCCGUGGCCCCAGCAGCCAGCCCCAAGCAGGCUCUGACAGCAUCUUCCACAACGAGGGCCGCCCCAACUCCUUCACUGUGGUCCCCAAGUUACCCAAGGAGGCCGAGAAGGACGCCCAGCUGGCCUCGUCGGCACAGCCCACCGUACCCAGUCAGUGGAAGCCCCAGCCUCGCGGAGACCCGGAGGGCACGGAGCCAAGCCUCAGGCACAACGGGACAAAGGCGGAGCCCCAGGUCCCUCCGGCCUGGGAAGGGCCGGCAUCCUCCAACCUCCCCCGGGGCCGCCCGUUGCCCAAAUCCUUCUCGUCCCCUCCUUCUCCUUCCUGCAAGAGGGACGACGACGAUGACGAGAAGGGGGAGUUCCACUUUGAGCUCAUCCCGCCGCCGCCAGAGUUCAGCAACGACCCUGAGCCCCCCGCCCCGACCCUCCAAUAUCUGGGGCGCCGGGGAUCCCCUCCCCGGAACAACUUCCCAGACUUGGGACAGCCCUCGGCGCCUCGCGGCUUCUCGCGCUUUCCGGCCGGCGCGCUCCACGCGGGGGCCGGGGGCCUGGAGCGCUUCUCGGGCGGGGGCCGCUCCCUCAUCAAGAAGCGCCUGUACGUCGGGGAGCCCCACCGCAGCCCCGGGCAGCCCCGCGGCGGCACCGGCCGCAGCCUGAGCUCCCCCAACUGCUUCGGGCCGCCGCCCGGAGGCCCGGAAAUGCGGCACGUCAACUCGGCGGGCCGCGCGCUCCCCGGAGGCCUGCACGCGUGGAGGCUGUCCAUGGAGGGCGCCGCCCGUGGGGAGGCCAAGUUCAAGGCGCCCGGCGGCGACUAUGGCUUCGCCCCCACGGCCGGCAGGUCUCCCCACAGCACCCCCCACUAUGGAAGCCCCAUCAACACAUUCACCGUGAGGCCUGGGACCCGCCAUCCCAUCUCCUAUGCCUACUCGGGGAACCACCGGAAAGCCCCGUCCUGA
This is a messenger RNA of Odobenus rosmarus divergens (Pacific walrus), 3522 nucleotides long. RefSeq lists its product as uncharacterized. Lineage: Eukaryota; Metazoa; Chordata; Mammalia; Carnivora; Odobenidae. The coding region runs from base 1 to 3522 and encodes 1173 amino acids. The transcript has 5 exons. The record is from RefSeq and is a predicted model, not a curated record.